This is a messenger RNA of Penicillium canescens, 1122 nucleotides long. Its product is annotated as magnesium transporter CorA family protein. Lineage: Eukaryota; Fungi; Ascomycota; Eurotiomycetes; Eurotiales; Aspergillaceae. The record is from RefSeq and is a predicted model, not a curated record. The transcript is spliced from 2 exons. Gene Ontology annotation, biological process: intracellular magnesium ion homeostasis; magnesium ion transmembrane transport. Gene Ontology annotation, molecular function: magnesium ion transmembrane transporter activity. Bases 1 to 1122 code for a protein of 373 amino acids. Gene Ontology annotation, cellular component: plasma membrane.
AUGGAAACCCCACAGGAAAAGAAGGCAAUGCUGGAACAGUCCCCGCCUGACCGGUUCAGCUUCUUCUCGUCCCAGACGAAGGAGGUCACCACGUCGUCGACCUGGGACGCUCUUUUCCCAGAUGGAAACCUCGAUCAUAUGACCCAGGAGAAGCAAAAGGGUCGUCCAGAUCCCAACCAGCCCAUCUGGUGGAUUGAUAUCUGCGAUGCCAGUGAGGGAGACGUUGAUGUCGUUGCCCAGGCGUUGUCCAUUCAUCCCUUGACGGCAGAGGAUAUUGCUAUCCGUGAACCUCGGGAGAAAGUCGACGUGUUCAAGAACUACUAUCUGAUCUCAUUUCAGACUUUGGUUUCUAGCGCGACUAAACAAGAACGGCCCGGUAUUCCUGUCUCCGCUGCGCUGUAUAUUCUCGUCUUUCAGUAUGGUGUCGUCACUUUUUCGCCUAGUGGCUCUGGACACGUUACUCGGGCUAGAGACCGCGUUCGCAAGAUGCACGAUCCGUCUAUUUUGACGAGUGACUGGGUCUGUUAUGCAAUGAUCGACGACAUAAUCGACAGCUUCGAGCCCUUCACCCGGGCCGCAGAACAAGAAUCCGAAGCAAUCGAAGACCAAGUCUUUAUCGCCCGCAUUGACGACGCAAAAGAACUCAUCCCACAAGUCGACUUUCUCCGUAAGAGAAUCACCCACAUCAUCCGCUGCCUCCACGGCAAAGUCGACGUCCUAAACGGCUUCAUCAAGCGCUGCCAGUCACCCGACAAGCACCCCGUUUUCCCGGAUGGAGAUCUCCUCCUCUACCUCGGUGACGUGCAGGACCAUCUCGUCACCACACUGUCUUCUCUCGGGCACAUCGAUGAGAUCAUCGGUCGGUCCCAGGCGAACUGUCUGGCACAGUUGAGCGCUACCAAUCUGCGUCUUAGUUUGACUAUUAAUUCCGGAUUGAGUAAGGUUACCCUCCUGGCUACUAUUUUCGUGCCCUGCCAUCUUGUUACUGGUAUGUGGGGAAUGAAUGUUCCUGUUCCUGGCCAGGAGGCCCAUGGGCUUGGGUGGUUCUUUGGUAUUGUUGGUGUGUUUGCUGCUUUUAUGGUUGUUUGUGUUGCUAUGGCUGCGAGGUAUAAACUUUUGUAG